AUGAUUGCCCGACCCCGCGGUCAAGAACUUAUGGUUUUGAAGCUUGAUUUGUGCGCAAGGUUUUCAAUAGAUGGAUUACUCCAAAUCGUGAAAAUCAGCGAAUGCGACCUCACAGACCUUUCCGAUUUCUUCAACCACGCAGUGAAUUUAAAAGAAUUCGACGGUGGCGCUUUCAGCGAUCAACCUAAAAACUACGCCGGACUUAAAUUUCCUCCUCUUUUAACUUCUAUGGAGUUGAAUUACAUAAGCCAACCCGAAAUCCCAGUAAUCAUCCCAUUCGUUUCCCAAUUAACAAAACUCGAUCUUCUUUACGCUCUAUUGACAAUUGUAUAUGACAUGGCUUGCAAUUCCCGAAACAAAUACCCUGCACAAGUUUUCAACAAUGAAAAGCAUAGGCUUAACUUGUAUGGAGAUAAUGUUGAGGUAGACUAUCAAGGCUAUGAAGUGACAGUUGAGAACUUUUUGAGAGUUUUAACAGGUCGCCAUGAAAAUGUUGUUCCAAGAUCCAAACGUCUUUUGAGUGAUGAAGGAAUCCAUAUAUUGUUAUACAUGACAGGACAUGGAGGAGACGAGUUUCUGAAAUUUCAAGACUCUGAUGAACUUCAGAGUCAUGAUUUGGCUGAUGUUCAAGUAACUGCUGAUUAUGAUAGAUACAUGUCAAGCUGUUAUCCUCUUUUCCUAGCUCCAUUCACCUGGUGUUUUGGCUAUUGGGAAUAA
Messenger RNA from Lactuca saligna, 717 nucleotides. The record is from the annotation of a GenBank genome assembly. NCBI's taxonomy places the organism in Eukaryota, Viridiplantae, Streptophyta, Magnoliopsida, Asterales, Asteraceae.